GAAAAGAUGGCGGCGAUGGCAGUCGGAGGUGCCGGUGGCAGCCGCGUGUCCAGCGGCAGGGACCUGAAUUGCGUCCCCGAAAUAGCUGAUACACUGGGUGCUGUGGCCAAGCAGGGGUUUGAUUUCCUCUGCAUGCCUGUCUUCCACCCGCGUUUCAAGAGGGAGUUCAUUCAGGAGCCUGCUAAGAACCGGCCUGGCCCCCAGACGCGAUCAGACCUGCUGCUGUCGGGAAGGGAUUGGAAUACGCUAAUUGUGGGAAAGCUUUCUCCGUGGAUCCAUCCCGACUCGAAAGUAGAGAAGAUCCGAAGGAACUCAGAGGCGGCCAUGUUACAGGAGCUGAAUUUUGGGGCAUAUUUGGGUCUUCCAGCUUUCCUGUUGCCCCUGAAGCAGGAAGAUAACACGAACCUGGCCAGAGUUCUGACCAACCAUAUCCACACCGGCCACCAUUCUUCCAUGUUCUGGAUGAGGGUGCCCUUGGUGGCUCCAGAGGACCUGAGAGAUGAUGUCAUUGAGAAUGUCCCAACUUCACAUACGGAGGAGUACAGUGGAGAAGAGAAGACGUGGAUGUGGUGGCAUAACUUCCGGACUCUGUGUGACUAUAGCAAGAGAAUUGCAGUAGCUCUUGAGAUUGGGGCUGACCUCCCGUCUAAUCAUGUCAUCGACCGUUGGCUUGGAGAGCCCAUCAAAGCAGCCAUUCUCCCCACCAGCAUCUUCCUGACCAACAAGAAGGGGUUUCCUGUUCUUUCUAAGAUGCAGCAGAGGCUGAUCUUCCGGCUCCUCAAGUUGGAGGUGCAGUUUAUCAUCACGGGCACCAACCACCACGCAGAGAAGGAGUUCUGCUCCUACCUCCAGUACUUGGAAUACUUAAGCCAAAAUCGUCCUCCACCCAAUGCUUAUGAACUCUUUGCCAAAGGCUAUGAAGACUACCUGCAGUCCCCACUUCAGCCACUGAUGGAUAACCUGGAAUCUCAGACAUACGAAGUAUUUGAAAAGGACCCCAUCAAAUACUCUCAGUAUCAGCAGGCUAUCUAUAAAUGUUUGCUAGAUCGAGUACCAGAAGAAGAAAAGGAGACCAAUGUCCAAGUACUGAUGGUGCUAGGUGCAGGCCGGGGUCCUCUGGUGAAUGCAUCUCUCCGGGCAGCCAAGCAGGCUGACCGGCGGAUAAGGCUGUAUGCCGUGGAGAAAAACCCCAAUGCUGUGGUGACGCUGGAGAACUGGCAGUUUGAAGAAUGGGGGAGCCAGGUGACGGUUGUCUCUUCAGACAUGCGGGAAUGGGUGGCUCCAGAGAAAGCGGACAUCAUUGUCAGCGAGCUUCUGGGCUCCUUUGCCGACAACGAGCUGUCCCCUGAGUGUCUGGAUGGAGCACAGCACUUCCUGAAAGAUGAUGGUGUGAGCAUCCCUGGAGAAUACACCUCCUUCCUGGCUCCCAUUUCUUCCUCUAAGUUGUACAAUGAGGUCCGAGCCUGUCGGGAAAAGGACCGUGACCCUGAGGCACAGUUUGAGAUGCCUUACGUGGUUCGUCUGCACAACUUCCAUCAGCUGUCUGCACCACAGCCCUGUUUCACCUUCAGCCAUCCCAACCGAGAUCCUAUGAUUGACAACAACCGCUACUGUACCCUGGAGUUUCCCGUGGAGGUGAACACGGUGCUGCAUGGCUUUGCAGGCUAUUUUGAGACGGUGCUUUAUCGGGACAUCAGUCUGAGUAUCCGUCCAGAGACCCACUCUCCUGGGAUGUUCUCAUGGUUCCCCAUCCUCUUCCCCAUUAAGCAGCCCAUCACGGUGCGUGAAGGGCAGAGCAUCUGCGUGCGUUUCUGGCGAUGCAGCAAUUCUAAGAAGGUGUGGUACGAGUGGGCGGUGACAGCACCGGUCUGUUCUUCUAUUCACAACCCCACGGGCCGCUCCUAUACCAUCGGUCUCUAGCCCUGUGUGCGGUGUCAGAGCCGUGGAAGCGCUUUGAGUUCCGUCCCCACAGCACAGAGGUGCAGGACAUCUGCUGUACGGUUCACCUGUGAGCCCCCUGCCCGCCCGUCAGAGAGGACCGCUUCAGUCUGCUUUCCUACCUUAUGUCACGGUGGGCGAGGGGUAGGCAUUCCAGGACUAAGCAUGCUGGUGCACACCUCUGAUCCCAGCACUCUGGAGGCAGAGGCAGGUGAUCUCUGCAUUCAAGGCUAGCCUGGUCUGCCUAGCGAGUUUCAGGCCAACUAGGGCGGCAUAGUGAGACCCUGUUUCUCAAAAGGAAAAAAAAAAGAACGGGACACAAAGCACGGACCUCAAAGGCCUCUGGCUCGGGCAGGAAGGAUUAGUAGUGCAGGGUGUGAAGCAGCAUGGACAGGAACUCAGCCUUCAGAGCAGGGCUCUGGGGAAGCAAGGUUUGUGGAGCAGCCCCGAGAACGUGCACUGAGCACAUUUCCAGCCUUUGCCUUAUUCUGUUGUUGUUUGGAUGGCUCUGUGUAAGGAGGAAACACAAAUAAAGUGAAGUUAUGGCCUCUGCUACUUUCUGCCUGUUUUCCUCCGCUUCCCUUAAAUCUGGGCAUGCCAGGUCUGCGCUCCUGCCUUACCUAGGAUCCAAAGGACCUAAGAAGCUGAGUGAGAGCUGGUAGAGCACACAGUAUUUGGUGGUAACCUGUGAGGUCCUGAGUCGGGUCUGUGUCCGCGCGUCCCCUGCCCCCACACCUCCACACACCCCUCCCCUGGGGCUUCUGGGUGUAGGCUUUCUGACUGGUCCAUUAGGCCCAUCAGUCUCUUCUCUAGGAAAGAGAUACAGCCUUCGCUGUUAGUAUUCAGGCAUCUGCACUGGCCUGCCCUUGGAGUCUU
Messenger RNA from Chionomys nivalis (European snow vole), 2814 nucleotides. It is a transcript of the gene Prmt5, whose product is annotated as protein arginine methyltransferase 5. The record is from RefSeq and is a predicted model, not a curated record. NCBI's taxonomy places the organism in Eukaryota, Metazoa, Chordata, Mammalia, Rodentia, Cricetidae. Bases 7 to 1920 code for a protein of 637 amino acids. Gene Ontology annotation, cellular component: cytosol; nucleus. The transcript has 17 exons. Gene Ontology annotation, biological process: peptidyl-arginine N-methylation; regulation of DNA-templated transcription.